AUGAGUGGAUGGCAAGCUUCAUUACAGUCAACUGCGAAGUACUUGCUAAGUUUUAAAUCUCUUGAAGGAGUACCCAUCGUCAAGCAUCCACAAAGAACAUUUGUCCUUGGAUUUGUUAUCACCAUCAAAUCUACCCUUGAAAUGGUAAAGCGAAUGCUUACUCAACCUGAAGAUCCUUUUCGGCAUGUGUUAACGUACAAAUACUCCCAAGACCACAUUGAGCUCCUCUUUUCAUGUAUUAGAGCUAAAGGUGGAUGGAACAACAAUCCAAAUUCACUCCAACUGAAGUAUGCUUUCAGAAGGAUGCUUCUUGGGAGUGCUGUAACAGCAUCAGCCUGUGCAAAUUGUCAGAUGUUUGAUGACAACAUGGUAAUUCCCAUCUUCCGUACAAGGAAACAUGUGUCACCAUUGGCUAAAGAAAGCCCUGAAGAUAGUAACAAACAACAACCAGACCACCAUUUGAUUUUUGAAUAUGGCUUUACAAAAAUUUCCAGAGGCUCUUGGUAUUCCAAAUAUUUGUAA
Molecule: messenger RNA, 522 nt
Organism: Paramuricea clavata
Lineage: Eukaryota; Metazoa; Cnidaria; Anthozoa; Malacalcyonacea; Plexauridae
Source: the annotation of a GenBank genome assembly